This is a messenger RNA of Arxiozyma heterogenica, 729 nucleotides long. It is a transcript of the gene PYP1, whose product is annotated as putative phosphoric monoester hydrolase. The record is from RefSeq and is a predicted model, not a curated record. Bases 1 to 729 code for a protein of 242 amino acids. NCBI's taxonomy places the organism in Eukaryota, Fungi, Ascomycota, Saccharomycetes, Saccharomycetales, Saccharomycetaceae. Gene Ontology annotation, molecular function: phosphatase activity. The transcript has a single exon.
AUGAUUCCAAAAGCUGUUAUUUUUACUGAUUUCGACGGUACUGUUACAUGGCAGGAUUCCAAUGACUAUUUAACUGACACUUUAGGUUUUGGUAAGGAAGAAAGACUAAGAAUCUUCGAAGGUGUUCUUGAUGGGACUACCUCUUUCAGAGAGGGAUUCACUCGUAUGAUCAAUUCAAUUACCUCUCCAUUGCCAGAGAGUGUGAAAAUAUUGGAAGAGAAGAUUCAAUUAGAUCCAGGUUUUAAAGAAACUUUUGACUGGGCCCAAGCCAACAAUGUUCCUAUCAUUGUUGUCUCUAGUGGCAUGCACCCAAUCAUUAAACAUCUUUUAACUAAUUUGCUUGGUGCAGAACAUAUCGACAAGAUUGAUAUCGUAUCUAACGAUGUUGAAUUGGAUGAAAACAAUAAAAUGACCGUAGUCUACAGAGAUGAGACUCCAUUUGGACAUGAUAAAUCAAAGACUAUUGGUUUAUAUAAGGAAAACUUUGAAAAAGAUUUAGCUGAUGGUCAAGUUAGACCAACAUAUUUCUACUGUGGUGAUGGUAUCUCUGACCUAAGUGCUGCUAAAGAAUGUGAUUUAUUAUUUGCUAAGCGUGGUAAAGAUUUGAUUACUUAUUGUAAGAAACAAAAUGUUCCAUACCAUGAAUUUGAUACUUUUAAAGAUAUCUUGGAGAGUAUGAAAAAUGUUUUGAGUGGAGAAAGAACUGUUGCAGAAUUGAUGGACAAUUAA